UGUGUGACUACCAACCAAAGAAGUGGGACCGUAUUCUCGCGCUCUCAUCUUGAGGGCGUCGGCUAUGUGAUACUUGGUUUCCUCUAAAAUGUUUCUAUUUUGUGAAAUUAUAGAACGUGAAAAAAAGAUAAUCAAAAAGAUUUUAAAUACAAGUGUUCCGUUCCUCGCCGCGUGACAUAUUUAGGAAGUGCAUUAAAAAAAACGCGAUAAUGGAAGCAAGAGAUUUUAACGCUAUAAGGAUGUCGCUAUUAAGAAAUGUGGUGAGCCUAGGGGCACUCGACUCGCCAGGGGGUUGUACUACCCAACACACUCCAGGACACAGUGGGAGGGGAAAAUUAGAGGUUCCAACUUCAUCUGCUGUUUCUUGGCCUGCUGUGAAGGAGAGCAUUGGACCCGUCAUCAUGCAGCAUUACAAGGACACAUUUAUUGACCUCAUGGGCGGCUCUAUGGGUGGUGUCGCGAGUGUGUAUGUUGGGCAACCUCUGGAUACUGUCAAAGUCAAAAUGCAGACCUUUCCUGAUCUCUACCGUGGCAUGGUAGGAUGUUUCUCUCAGACUCUGAAACGGGAUGGUGUCAGGGGUCUCUAUGCAGGCACAGUUCCCGCCCUUGCUGCAAAUAUUGCUGAAAAUUCGGUUCUUUUUGCGGCUUAUGGUGUUUGCCAGAAAGCUGUGGCAUAUUCUACUGGUGUUCAGAAAGUGGAGGACCUUUCGACUUUUGCAAAUGCAUCUGCUGGAUUUUUUGCGGCAUUUUUUUCAUCUUUAACUCUCUGUCCAACGGAACUGGUCAAGUGUCGCCUACAGGCUAUGAGGGAAAUGGCAACAAUGCAAAAUAAGGAACCUGAAAGGAUAGGACCCUGGAAGCUCACGAGACAGAUUUUAAAGUCUGACGGUAUUCCAGGGCUCUUCCGAGGCCUAACCUCAACCUUCGCAAGAGAAAUGCCUGGUUAUUUCUUCUUCUUUGGAGGGUAUGAGGCCAGUCGUGCCCUCAUGACUCCUCCAGGGAAAACCAAAGAUGAAAUUGGUCCUCUGAAGACAAUGAUCUGUGGUGGCAUUGCGGGGGUUAUUCUUUGGACAGCCAUUUUCCCUACUGAUGUUGUAAAAUCAAGGAUACAAGUUGCAGGUUCAACUGAGCCAAUGAUAAAAGUUACAAAGCAGAUAUUAAGAACUGAAGGUGUGGCUGCUCUUUAUAAUGGGCUAGGUCCCACUGUGGUGAGAACGUUUCCUGCAACUGGAGCACUUUUCCUUGCAUAUGAAGGAACUAAGAAGGUCCUACACAAUCUAAUGGACUAAUACGAUUAGUAAAAUGGUUGCUGCAGAUUUUUCAAUAGUUGCCUGACUUAGUGCAGAUCCAUUAUUUUGAUUUUUUAUAUUUUCUCAUUGUGAUUCUUACGUCUUAUAAAGUUUAAGCUCAAGAUGUUUAUCGUGUAAAUGUGUUUUUAAAACGAGUAUUGAAUAUAUGCUUGACUUUUUAUAAAGAAGCAAAUUAUAUUUCUUGGACAUGUAUAGUCUUGUAUGAGAAUUUAUGUGCUUCUGUCUCAUGGAAUAGGAGCAUAACUUCUGGUGCUAAUCAUAAGAAUUCUGUGUGAAGCCAGUGCCUGCAGAUUGCAUAUUCUAAAUUGAAUUAUUUUUAAGAAAUGGGUAAACAUUAUCACCGUCCACUGUGAUUAUUUUCUUUUAUGUGAUUGCAGAAUUUUAGUUGAUUUGAUAACUGAUGCAUAAUUUCUGAUAAUCAGGUUAUUUAUACCUGUAUAACAGACUAUAUGAACACUUCCAGUUAUGUAAAGUCAUAUACAAGUUACACUGAUCAUAAACUUUCCAAAUUAUUUGCCAUUUAUUAUAUUACCAAAUACUGAUGUUCAGUAAUCUAGCAUACAUUGUUACACAGGGAAACUUGCUCAAAAAUAAGAAUAUUUCAGUGCCAAUAAUUCAUCAGGUAGUAAUCUUGUAAUGGAUAAUGAACAUGAUAAGAUAUUAUUAGGGGAUGUGAGGUAUUUUUCCUCCUCUUUUAGCUCUGAAGAAGAGGG
Penaeus monodon (black tiger shrimp) is the source of this 2023-nucleotide messenger RNA. Its product is annotated as mitochondrial ornithine transporter 1-like. NCBI's taxonomy places the organism in Eukaryota, Metazoa, Arthropoda, Malacostraca, Decapoda, Penaeidae. Gene Ontology annotation, biological process: mitochondrial L-ornithine transmembrane transport. Gene Ontology annotation, molecular function: L-ornithine transmembrane transporter activity. The record is from RefSeq and is a predicted model, not a curated record.